AAAAACUUGGAAGGACCAAAUGUACACUCUCUCCUACCAAUUUUGCACUCUCGUAUCGUGUGGAUUAAAUUUGCAAUUUCAUCAACUUGUCCAUAUAUAUGCAUCUUCGAAUUCGUACGCUACUUAUUUAUCUGACUGGCAACUCGCGUCAAAUUCUGUAUGUUUGCAUUUGUGAACUGAUAAAGCCAAAGCAUUCACAUCUGGAGUGCUGUUCCAUUUCCAUUUAAUCUCCAUUCUGUCCAAUGAUCGACCUUUUCACUUUCCCAUUUCAAGAAUUUAUCUCAAGACGCUGCUCUUUCACUUGAUAAACGUUUGCUCAUUCGUCAGUAUUUGAAGAACCUGAAAAACUUGACUCGAAUCUACUGUUAGAGUUGCUCAUUCAUUGCAAAGAUUUCGUUUUGGAAUCUCGUGACUGUCGAGCUUCAGCUGCUGAGUUCUUGAAGGAUAUUUCUUCCAAUUCGCCAUGGAUGAGGACAGUGAAGUUGAACUUUUGCAAAGAUAUCGACGGGACAGGCGGAUUCUCCUAGAUUUCAUACUUUCUGGUAGCUUGAUAAAGAAGGUUGUAAUGCCACCAGGUGCUGUGUCAUUGGAUGAUGUGGAUCUGGAUCAAGUCAGUGUUGAUUAUGUCCUCAACUGUGCCAAGAAAGGUGAUAUACUUGAACUCUCAGAGGCUAUUCGGCACUAUCAUGAUGGCACUUUUUUCCCCAGCAUGAAUAAUGCAGGUUCCUCAGAUGAAUUCUUUCUAGUCACAAAUCCUGAAUCUUCAGGUUCUCCUCCACGAAGGGCACCCCCGUCUGUCCCUGCUGUGGCCCCAACACCAAUUUUGUCGAGCCUUUCGGUUUCAGAACCUUUUGAGAGUGAACAAGCUGAGGAAUCACCAAGCUUGUCCAAUUCCCAGUCACUUAGCUCUACACAGUUUAAGGAACUAACCGUGGAUGACAUUGAUGAUUUUGAAGAUGACAUUCUGGAGGAGGAUGAAAGCCGUAGAUAUUCCAGGAGAGUUCUGAACGAUGCAUCUGAUGUCGUUUUGGGAUUGCCUUUGUUUGCUACUGGUAUUACAGAUGAUGACCUCCGUGAAACUGCUUAUGAGAUCCUCCUUGCAGCUGCUGGAGCUUCAGGGGGGCUCAUUGUUCCAUCAAAGGAAAAAAAGAAGGAUAAAAAAUCUAGAUUGAUGAAGAAGCUAGGGCGAAGUAAGAGUGAAAAUGUUGUGCAGUCACAAAAUUCUCAUGGUUUAGUUGGUCUGUUGGAGACUAUGCGUGUCCAGAUGGAGAUUUCGGAGGAAAUGGACAUCAGAACAAGACGAGCACUUCUCAACGCCAUGGUUGGGAAAGUUGGAAAAAGAAUGGACACUCUGUUGAUCCCAUUGGAGUUGCUAUGUUGCAUAUCACGUACGGAAUUUUCAGACAAGAAGUCUUACAUUAAAUGGCAGAAAAGACAAUUAAAUAUGUUGGAAGAAGGACUUGUAGAUCACCCCGUUGUAGGAUUUGGAGAAUCUGGGAGAAAAGCAAGUGAUCUGAAGGUUCUUCUGGGAAAGAUUGAGGAAUCUGAGUCUCUUCCGACAGCUACGGGAGAUCUUCAAAGGACAGAAUGCUUGAAAUCUCUGAAGGAUGUUGCUAUUCCACUAGCAGAGAGGGCUGCGAGAGGUGAUUUAACUGGCGAAAUAUGCCAUUGGGCAGAUGGUUAUCACCUAAAUGUCAGAUUGUAUGAGAAACUAUUGCUCAGUGUCUUUGAUGUUUUGGAUGAGGGGAAGCUUACGGAGGAAGUGGAAGAAAUGUUGGAGCUUUUCAAGUCAACCUGGCGUAUUCUAGGAAUCACAGAAACUAUUCAUCAUAUGUGCUAUGCAUGGGUGUUAUUUCGGCAGUUUGUCAUAACAGGCGAGCAAGAUAUUCUGCAGCAUGCUAUUGACGAGUUGAAGAGAAUACCUUUAAAGGAACAACGGGGCCCACAGGAAAGGUUGCACCUGAAAAGCUUGAGUUGCAGAGUUCAGAAUGAGAAGGGUCUUCAGGAGUUGACUUUCUUGCAAUCAUUCCUAUUACCUAUUAAAAAAUGGGCAGAUACACGACUGACCGAUUACCAUCUCUCUUUUCCUGAGGGGUCAAAAAUGAUGGAAAAUGCAGUAGUUGUUGCCAUGGUUGCUCGGAGGCUUCUUCUUGAAGAACCUGAGUCGUCUGCAUCUGCCACAGACAGAGAGCAAAUAGAGAUAUAUGUGUCAUCUUCAAUCAAGCUCGCGUUUGCCAGAAUCACACAGGAUAUCGAAACGUUGUCUGACACAAUGAAUGAACAUCCUUUGGCCUUACUUGCUGAACAUACAAAAAAGCUAAUGAAAAAAGAAAUGAGUGUGUAUUUACCCAUACUAUCCUUGCGGCUUCGCAACGCAAAUGCUGUUUCUGCAUCUCUCAUUCACAAGUUUUAUGGCAUGAAACUGAGACCAUUCCUUGAUAGUGCUGAACAUCUUACUGAGGAUGUUGUAUCUGUGUUUCCGGCUGCUGAUAAUCUCGAGAAAGAUUUGGUAGCUGUCAUCACAUCUACAUGUGAAGAGGGAUCUGCAGAGGCUUAUCUCAAGAAACUAAACAUGUAUAAGAUUGAGACCAUCUCUGGAACAUUGGUGUUGCGAUGGGUCAAUUCGCAACUUGCCAGAAUAUCGGCCUGGGUUGAACGAGUUCUUCAACAGGAGACAUGGGUGUCAGUCUCAGCUCAGCAAAGGCAUGGAAGUUCAAUUGUUGAGGUCUACAGGAUUGUGGAAGAGACAGUUGAUCAAUUCUUUGCUCUUACUGUUCCAAUGAGGCCGACAGAGUUAAGUAGUCUCUUCCGUGGUAUUGAUAAUGCAUUCCAAGUAUAUACCAAGCAUGUUCUUGACAGCCUAGCUGACAAGGCGGACAUAAUUCCCCCUGUGCCGACUCUCACACGAUACAGGAAAGAAGGUGGGAUUAAAGCUUUCGUGAAGAAGGAACUAACAGAUACAAGGCUGCCUGAUGUUCGAAAGUCAAGUGAUAUCAAUGUUUCAACCACACAAACGCUUUGUAUUCAACUGAAUACCCUUUAUUAUGCGAUUACGCACUUGAAUAAAUUGGAAGAUAGCAUUUGGGAAAGAUGGAACAAAAAAAAUCACAUUCAGCCUCAGCCAACAAAAAGAUCCGCUGAAGAUAGCUUGAGAAAAUCCAUUCGGAAGGACAGUUUUGAUGGAAGCAGAAAAGAUAUCAAUGCAGCUAUUGACCAAAUCUGUGAAUUUACUGGAACUAAAACAAUUUUCUGGGAUUUGAGAGAACCAUUCAUUGACGGCCUCUAUAAGCCAAGUGUCCCCCAGUCUAGGUUCGAAACCCUGGUUGACCCUCUUGACAUGGUACUCAAUCAGUUGUGUGAUAUCAUAGUGGAGCCCCUUCGAGACCGUGUCGUGACCGGACUUCUUCAAGCAUCAUUGGAUGGCUUGAUCCGUGUAUUAUUAGAUGGUGGGCCAUCACGUAUGUUCACUCCAGCUGAUGCUAGGCUACUGGAAGAAGAUUUGGACGUUUUGAAGGAAUUCUUUAUUUCUGGAGGGGACGGUCUCCCUCGAGGAGUUGUGGAAAACCAAGUGGCACGUGCCCGGCAGGUGAUUAAGUUGCAUGGCUAUGAGGUUAGUGUUGUUAAUAUUGUUUUUCCUUUCCAGUUUAGACACCAACUGGUGAGAUCAGUUUUACCGAAACCAGCUGAUAUUAGAGUCAUUGGAGAUUUUGCGACUCGGGAGCUGAUAGAAGAUUUGAGAUCAGCAAGUGAGAUGGAGAUGCAAGGCGGGAGGAGUAAAUUGGGUGCCGAUACAAAGACACUUAUAAGGAUUCUCUGUCACAGGAGUGAUUCAGAAGCUUCUCAGUUCCUCAAGAAACAGUACAAAAUCCCAAAAUCUGCGGCUUAGUAUUCAACGGAAAAUGUACUGUUAUCAUCCUUGUGUUUUGUUCUGUUUCUUGACUCGACGAAAAAUGUGCUGUUAUCAUCCUUGUACUUUAUUCUCUUUCUUGAUUUUUCCCUUUAUCUGUUCCUUUUUCCUAGGAAAAAUGUACCCAGGCAAUCUAUGAUUACUCAAAUUGAUUUUAUCUUUGAAGAUAAAUGGAAAACUGGUAAAAAAAUUCGUUUAAAGGGUCAUUUUUCCUAAUAGCAAUAUGCUAGCUUAGUUGCAGCAAUUUAAAUUUCAAAAAAAUUGUGACGCAAUGUAUGAAAUAUUUCCG
Striga asiatica is the source of this 4196-nucleotide messenger RNA. NCBI's taxonomy places the organism in Eukaryota, Viridiplantae, Streptophyta, Magnoliopsida, Lamiales, Orobanchaceae. The record is from the annotation of a GenBank genome assembly.